UAAAAUAAAUGUAAAUCUACUAAUAGUAGAGAGCAACAGAUGCCUUACACUACAUGUAAUGUAAAGUUAAAAAGGAGUCAAAUGUCCCUCAUGAUCAUCAUCAUAGUAUAUGUCUUCCAAUUCACUCCUAUUUCUUAUUCUUUCAUAUUCUCUUUCACUCUUCACCCUUAGCUUAACUCCUCACUCAACAACUAACUCAACAACAUUUCCCACCUCCUACCUCCCCGGCCCCUUUAUAAGCCUUCAUCUCCGGAUGUACGCGAUUGAUCCAUCAUGUCCCAAUUCAAGCGGAAGAAACUCUUCAAGAACCUAGGCUUAGGCUGUGGCUGCGCCUCCACCACCAACUCCAAUGCUACUCAUGUCUUCGAGCCCAAACCCAUACCCAAACUCAAGCCUAGACCAUCCACUCUUUCCUCUUCCAAUGAUGGAGAGACUUAUAGCUCCAUCUCCCCAUCCACCUCUUCCAUGCUCUCAUCUAAUUGGCAGAGUUGCAAUAGUGAGAAUAUAGAUAAGAAAAUGAUUACUGCGACGGCCUCUGCCUCAGCAACAUCACCAUCAGUUUCAAGAAGAUGGAAUAAUAUGGGUGAUCAGCAAACUACUGACAAUAUUAGCACUACUGCAGUGGUGAUGGAGUCUGAGAAUCCUUACGAUGAUUUCCAACAGUCAAUGUUGGAAAUGAUAACAGAGAAUCAGAUAUUUUCUGCAGAAGAACUCCUUCAACUUCUCCAUUGCUUCCUAAGCCUUAAUUCUCCUGCUCAUCACCAUCUCAUCCUUUGCGCCUUCUUCCAGGUUUCUCAGUAUGCCAUCGUUUCUUCCUCAAAAUAAAAAUCCUCCAAUAUAUAUUGCAUGGAGUACUAUGUCAUAUCCCACACCAGGCCAUGAAUUACAUAUACUGGUAUAUACAUCCUAUCCUUAUAUCACGGUCAUCUUCGGCCCGUUGAUAUAAGCUACAAUGAUUUAGCUUGUUAACAUAUUGAUUUACAAGGAUUAUCAUGCAUGUGAAUAAAAGCUUAUUCAAUACAU
Messenger RNA from Chenopodium quinoa (quinoa), 1023 nucleotides. RefSeq names its product transcription repressor OFP7-like. The coding region runs from base 274 to 825 and encodes 183 amino acids. Lineage: Eukaryota; Viridiplantae; Streptophyta; Magnoliopsida; Caryophyllales; Amaranthaceae. The transcript has a single exon. The record is from RefSeq and is a predicted model, not a curated record. Gene Ontology annotation, biological process: negative regulation of DNA-templated transcription.